AAAUCCACCAGAUAUUUGUCAAUUGCAAAGUCCGCCCCAGUUUCAACAACCUUCAACUAGUUCUUGUGAUUAAUUGGAAAUGGCUACAAUGUUGCGGAGCGUCCUUUUGGCCGAAAGCGUUCUCCUGAAAAACGGACCAAAGAUUUUGGGCUCUGCAAGUUGGCAGCCACAGCAGCAACAGAAGCGAAAUUUAAAUGUUCACGAACAUAUCAGUUACACCCUUCUCAAGGAUGCUGGUAUCCAGGUCCCCAAAUUCGGGGUUGCCAAGACCAAGCAGGAGGCGCGCAAAAUCGCCGAAGACUUGAAAACCAAAGACAUUGUACUUAAAGCGCAAGUUUUGGCAGGUGGCAGGGGCAAAGGUCACUUCAAGAACGGACUCAAGGGUGGAGUCAGGAUGGUUUAUUCGCCAGAAGAGGCCGAGGACAUUGCUGGGCAAAUGCUUGGCCAAUAUUUAGUCACUAAACAAACUGGGGAAAAGGGGCGCAUCUGCAACGCUGUUAUGGUCGCAGAGAGGAAAUUCCCCAGGAAGGAAUUCUACUUUGCAAUUAUGAUGGAACGCGCGUUUGGCGGUCCUGUAAUAAUAGCUUCCUCCCAAGGAGGUAUCAACAUUGAAGAAGUGGCUGCUGAGAAUCCCGCCGCUAUUUUGUACGAACCAAUCGACAUUGUCAAAGGUUUGAGCAAAGAACAAGCCCAAAAAGUGGCCGUCAACGUCGGUUUGGGGUCUCAGAAGGAGAAAACUGGUGACAUGUUGCUAAAAAUGUACGAUUUGUUUUGCAAGAAGGACGCCCUCCUGAUUGAGAUCAACCCUUAUGCCGAAGAUGCGGGAGAAACAUAUUUCUCGCUUGAUGCAAAAUUCCGAUUUGACGACAACGCUGCUUUCAGACAGAAAGAUUUGUUUGCUUUGCGUGAUUGGACCCAAGAGGACGAGAAAGAGGUGGCUGCGGCCAAAUUCGAUCUCAACUACAUUGCUCUCGACGGCAGUAUUGGGUGUCUUGUGAAUGGGGCUGGUCUUGCCAUGGCCACCAUGGACAUUAUCUCUCUGCAUGGUGGCUCCCCUGCUAAUUUCCUGGACGUGGGAGGUGGGGCCACAGCCCAGGCUGUCAAAGAAGCCUUCAAAAUUAUCACAGCGGAUCCCAAAGUUCACGCAAUUCUUGUGAAUAUUUUCGGCGGUAUUAUGAGGUGUGAUGUCAUAGCGGAGGGUAUUAUUGCCGCUGCUAAAGAACUCAACCUCAAAAUGCCGAUUAUUUGCCGUUUGCAAGGCACGAAUGUCGACGAUGCCAAAGUUUUAAUUGCCAGCUCAGGGUUGAAGAUUUUGCCAGUUGAUAACCUUGAUGAAGCGGCUCGUUUGGCUGUUAAACUGUCUAAUAUUGUCAGUCUGGCGCGCGAUGCGAAGCUAGAUAUCAAUUUUGAGAUUCCAUUGUAAAUUAAAGUUACCAAUAUUUCACUAAUAUAAAUUUUGCUUGGAUCAUCUGACUUUUUAAGGUGAUUUUAGAGUGUUUUUCAUGCACAUAUUCAUUUUACAAUAUGCGACAUGGAACAAUGCAGUGGUGUGUAUAUUGUUGUAAUUAAUAUUUAUUUAUCUACAUGUUAAGAAUAAAUUAUUCCACGAAAACAA
This is a messenger RNA of Tribolium castaneum (red flour beetle), 1615 nucleotides long. It is a transcript of the gene ScsbetaA, whose product is annotated as Succinyl-coenzyme A synthetase beta subunit, ADP-forming. Gene Ontology annotation, molecular function: metal ion binding; succinate-CoA ligase (ADP-forming) activity; ATP binding. Bases 80 to 1423 code for a protein of 447 amino acids. The transcript has 5 exons. Gene Ontology annotation, biological process: succinyl-CoA metabolic process; tricarboxylic acid cycle. Gene Ontology annotation, cellular component: succinate-CoA ligase complex; mitochondrion. The record is from RefSeq and is a predicted model, not a curated record. Lineage: Eukaryota; Metazoa; Arthropoda; Insecta; Coleoptera; Tenebrionidae.